AACGACAGCAUUGAAAAAGAUUCAAGCCAAAUACUGAAUCUUGUUGAAACUGUUUUGGCAAAAAAAUUUGUACUGUGACAUGGGUUAUUGUGUGAUAUUGCCAUUGAUUCUCUGUGCUGGUUGAGAGAAACAAGGUUACUCGUUGUGUAGACCGCAGCAGCAGAAGGCAUUGUGGUAAUGGAACUGGAAGGCAAAGAGCCGAAGGGGGUUGGAGCCAUCGAACUUGUAGUAGGGGACUCCCACUCUUUGCUUUUCGCUCUUCCCUCCGAAAAACAGUGGGGCACUUCCUUGUGCUACCGGAGAUCCAGAAUCGGUGUUCCGGGUGGGUGUAUUGCUUUGGUUGGGCUAUGGAUUUCGAGACUUCAUCGGCCAAGCUUUCAGGCGAGCUCAAUGAGGAAGGCUUACCUUACCGUGCAUGUCCACAAUGAGACCGCAGCAGCAGAAGGCAUUGUGGUAAUGGAAUCGGAAAGCAAAGAGCUGAAGGGGGUUGGAGCCAUCGAACUUGCACUUGGAGACUCCCAGUCUUCGUUUUUCACUCUUCCCUCCAGAAACAGUAAGGCACUUUCCUGUGCUACUGGAGACCCAAAAUCGGUAUUCCUGAUGGUUGAACUGCUUCAUUGGGGCUACGGAUUUCCAGUCUGCCUCGGUCAAACUUUCGAGCGAGUUCAAAGAGCGAAGGCUUACCUUACCGUGCUUGUCCACAGUGAGGUAACUUGCUCCACCUGAACACUUGUCCAUGUAGUUGCUAAACCUGUUGAACAUAUCUCAGAAACCAUCGGGCUAUAAUCAAGUAUACUACCAUAGGUGUUAGAAGAUAACAGAUAUGUAUAUUGGACAUGGUUCACCACUGCCUCGCAUAUAGUAGAACUUGUAUGGUAUACGACAAGGAUGAAACAAAUAGAUUAAGGGAAUUUGAGAUUCAAAAUCAUAUUUUGAGCUCUGAUACCAUAUUGAGUGACCAAUCAACCUAGAAGCUCAAGACAUUAGAAAUUGCACCGACAAUUUAUUAUCAAGCAUAGUUUAACAGAAUUGACGCAUAAAAAAUCCAAUUCAUAGGUUGUAUAGAACUAUGUGGAACUCUUAAUGAUGUAUGAUUAUCUUCCUUGUCAUGGUACUAAUUCUUUUCGUCAUUGGUUCUUAAUUUAGUAUCCUUAACAAUGAUGACAACCUCUAUUUAUUCAUUAAACGGAAAACAACUUUAUUAACCAUUCUCUUAUGUUUAGAAUUAAAGAGGAAAGACAAGGUUGAGUGGUAAUAAUACUUUGCCGGUUUGCUAUAUAUGUAGAAUAGAACUAAACAAGAACAUAAUGUAAUAACGUAGAAAUCAUUUUGCAUGCUAACUACCUGUGAAAUCCCGAAGCAGAACCAGAGGUAGAUUGCCAGCCGAAAUAAGCAUUAUGUUUUGUGGAAUUGCCCCCCACAAUAUUGGGCACAGAAUACACCCCUCUGUCAUGGCCCUCCACAUAAUCAGACUGCAAAGCGCCUGCAAUGAGAGUGUUAUCCCAUGCGGUCAUGUGGGGAUAGGCUUCGCUUGGAGGGCAGCUUUUCGUAUUGCAUCCAGUGCAUUGGCUGCAGAGCUUGUCGCUCUUCAGACUCGGGGGUAGUCCAGCACAGCUAUAGCUCGUCACAAGGAGGAGGAGAACCCAUGAAAUGAGGUAUCGAUGCAUGUUUCUCCGUUUAAUUGCUCUUCUGGCGGCUCCCCUCCUUGCUCUCCUUGAUUAUUUUGUGCAGAAAUAUUUGAUGCUGCUCGCCUAUAUAUUUGUGCGCGUAUUUUUUCUCUUGUUCUAGUUAUCAUCGAGAUUGAUUUAUUUUUUGGUUACCGCUGAAUAUCAGACUGGUUGAACCUUUAUGUAGCUGGCAGUUAUAUGAGAAAUGAGUAACAAAGCAGAAAACGGUUGGCUCUCUGUUCUUUGUGAAUUAAUUUAACGUAUAAGCUUUGGUAC
This is a messenger RNA of Punica granatum (pomegranate), 1943 nucleotides long. NCBI's taxonomy places the organism in Eukaryota, Viridiplantae, Streptophyta, Magnoliopsida, Myrtales, Lythraceae. The record is from RefSeq and is a predicted model, not a curated record.